Messenger RNA from Chelmon rostratus (copperband butterflyfish), 4552 nucleotides. Its product is annotated as dual specificity protein phosphatase CDC14AB-like. The transcript has 14 exons. The record is from RefSeq and is a predicted model, not a curated record. Lineage: Eukaryota; Metazoa; Chordata; Actinopteri; Chaetodontiformes; Chaetodontidae. Gene Ontology annotation, cellular component: nucleolus; centrosome; spindle pole. Gene Ontology annotation, molecular function: protein serine/threonine phosphatase activity; protein tyrosine/serine/threonine phosphatase activity. Bases 321 to 1805 code for a protein of 494 amino acids. Gene Ontology annotation, biological process: regulation of exit from mitosis; protein dephosphorylation; microtubule cytoskeleton organization.
UUGACUUUGGACACUUUUUACGCGCGGGCAUCGCCUCAUCUGUUGGUCCUGCAGCUCAACAGUUUGCCUGCAGAGGAGUCAGUGAGACUACUUAAAACUGGACGUUUUCACCUCCAAGUAAUGACGAAGCCGAACUGUGGACCUGGUGUCAUCAUAUUUGAUGCAAAACUGGAGAUUUUCUGGACGCAUCUCAGGUGGCCUCUUAACAGAUAACCCAGCAAAGACCUUUUCAGUUUUCUUUAGGGUGCAGCAGAGGACUCUGUCUAUUUUAAAGUCAUCCAAAAUCAGAUUAUAACAGGAAUCACGUCAUAGUGAAUCAAAUGGCAGAGGAAUAUGAAGUGUCCGGUGCGUCAGAGUUUAUUAAAGACCGGCUGUACUUUGCCACUCUACGCGUCAAACCAAAGAACACAGCCAACACACACUACUUCAGCACGGACGAGGACUUCGUAUAUGAGAGUUUCUAUGCAGACUUUGGGCCCCUCAACCUGGCCAUGCUGUACAGAUACUGCUGCAAACUCAGCAAGAAGCUCAAGUCCUUCACCAUGUCCAGAAAGAAACUGGUCCACUACACCAGUUAUGACCAGAAGAAGAGAGCCAAUGAUGCUGUGCUCAUCGGUGCCUAUGCUGUAAUCUAUCUGAAAAGAAGCCCAGAAGAAGCCUACAGGACUCUGAUCUCAGGAAACAACACAGGCUACCUGCCGUUCAGGGAUGCAGCGGUGGGGGAGUGCUCCUUCAACCUCACCGUCCUCGACUGCUUACAGGGGAUACGCAAGGCAUUACAGCAUGGCUUCUUUGACUUUGAAAAUUUCCACGUUGAGGAAUAUGAACAUUAUGAGCGAGUUGAAAACGGGGAUAUGAACUGGAUCAUUCCGGGGAAAGUCCUGGCAUUCAGCAGCCCUCACCCUCGCAGUAAGAUAGAGAACGGUUACCCCCUCCACGCACCGGAGGCGUAUUUUCCGUACUUUCGCCAAAAUGGCGUCACAGCCGUGGUUCGCUUAAACAGGAAGUUGUAUGACGGCAGGCGUUUCGAGGAUGCAGGAUUUGAGCACCAUGACCUCUUCUUCCUGGACGGGACCACGCCCUCUGACCUCAUCAUCAGGCGCUUCCUGCACGUGUGUGAGAGCACUGAAGGAGCUGUGGCUGUGCACUGUAAAGCUGGCCUGGGCCGCACAGGCACUCUGAUUGGCUGCUACCUGAUGAAGCACUUCCGCUUCACCGCAGCUGAGGCCAUCGCUUGGAUCAGAAUUUGCAGGCCCGGAUCCAUCAUCGGUCCUCAGCAGAACUUCUUAGAGGAGAAACAGCACAGUUUGUGGGUGCAGGGUGACGUCCAUCGCUCCAAGCAGAAACUGGUUCAGCAGAGACUGAGUCGACGGCAGCAGCUGCAGCAGCAGAGUCAACAGCAGCAGCUUCACAGCCCCGACUCUGAGGGGGGGAGACAGGAAGCCAUGUCCCGCCUUCUCUCCAGCAUGGACGACCUGUCAAUCAACACCACCCUUUACAAAUCAUACAGCCUGGAUGAGAGUAACUACAAGGAGGGCAGUCUAACUCAGGGAGACAAACUGAGAGCACUGAAGGGAAAGCGACCACCUCGAUCAGCCUCCUCCUUCUCAAGCUGGUGCGGAGCUCUUCCUCCUCCACCACGCAGAUCAAGAGUCCCUUCAGCCUCAGUCUGUUCAGCACCAGGCCUGCUGUCAUUCACUGACUUCACACUUUGGACGUUUCCGUUCUGCUCACAAGUCGGCAAGUCGACUGAUGACGAAGUCAGAGACUGGACUGCUAACAUGCUGCGGGUGUCUGGGCCUUAAACAUUUUUAUCAACCUUGACAGAUGCUAAGACAAAUAACAGCAAUUACUCGUCUGACAAAGAAACGGCACCUUAAUGGUAGACAGCCACAGAUUGAAGAGCUUUGUAGAGUCAACUCCAAGCUGCUUCUCUGUGUUUGAAUGUGUGUAAGGGCUACACCACCUUUUUGAGAGUCACAAAACUGACAUCACACUCAUCUCUGUGUCUCCAGCAGAUGGUCAACAAAUGAUGUGUUAGAAGAUAAAACACACCAAAGUGUUGGAAAACUAUUUUACACACAGGUAAUUAACCGUGAAAAGUAUAAUUAACAGAAUUAUUAAUGACAAAACUACACACUACUAGACUGAAACACAGCUCUAAGUACUCAGGCCCUUUAUUCAGGUAAUAGUUACAAUGCAAUACUCCAUUAGAAGUAAAACACCUGCUUUCAAAAUCCUAGUUAAGUAAAAGUCAAGUGGUAUUUUCAGUAAAAUGUCCUUUAAGUAACAAAAAUGAAGCACAUGGGCCCACUCAUGGUAUAAAAUACAGUAUUAUAGGAUUAUUAGUGCUGAUGCUUUGUUGAGGUGGAGCUGAUUUUAUCAUCUUUAUAACGUGCUGAGACUUUUAACCUGCAAAAACCUCAACCAAAGAUUUUCUGUCAAUGAGUGAGUCUUUAAAAAACGGAAGAAAGAGGACUGUGAUGUUCUUCUGAGGGUGUAUUCACUCUUCUGAGCCAUCGGGUGAAAAAAUUAUAACAUAAAAUAAAACAAGUAUGUCAGAUGCCAGGCGCUGCUGUCUGGCUAAUUAACAUACUGUACGCUUCAAUAUUACAGAGACAGAAAGAUGACUUUGUGUCAGUCAGGUGACAGAUGGACAAAGCGUCCACCAAGUCAGUGGUUUGAAAAGCAAGCAAGAUGUUUUACUCCCUGAGUUUACAUCACCUCACAGGAAGCAGCAGCAAUGACGGGGAUUAAAGCAGAAGUCUGCACUCAUUGGAAGAGUUUCUGGGUAUCAGUGGCAGGUGUGUUGCAACGAUCAACUCAGAACUGAGCACAGAUCAGAAGAAGGUGGUUGCCAGGUUUUGGUUUUCUGUCCCUUUUAAUGUAACACCAUAUUCAAACAAUGUAGGAACAACAUCAGUGGAGGAGUGGAAACAAAGCCAUGUGACUCUCAACCGCAACUACACUUUGUUACUAUAAUAAAAAAAAAUCUUCAUUAUUAGCAAAUGUUUGUUCUGAGCAAGAACACAGUCGAACAGUUUGUACAGUAGUCAGUACAAAUCAAAUAUGGAAACUUUGGAUCACAGGGGUUAAAAGAAGAAGAAUCUGGGGGACAUUUUUCAUUCAUAAAGGGAAAUUCUUCUGUUUGUGUGUGUAGCUGUGUUAAACCAUUUCUUCUCUUUUCUGUGCAAACGUAUGUACGGAGAAUAUUUGUUUUACGUUAUUUGAGCGGCAACAUGAACUCUAAUCUUGCUAUGCAAAUGCUGUCCUGUUUAAAAACUGUGCUGUUACUAUUAUGAAAUGUAUUUAUCUGGUCAGGGAUUAUGCAUGACCAUCAAUCUCUGGUUGAUUCCAAACGAAGAAAAAUGCUUAUUUGAGAUCCACCAUUUGAUAAGACAGCUGCCUUAAGUGUUGCUGCAGAGAUUUUUAACAUGAAGAAUAAAUACUGAUGAUUCAGGUUGCCCUUGAUUAUGGAUGUACUGUAUAUUAGUGAAUGUGGGCCUUUGUUUCAUUGCACAUCCCAAAGAAACAACAUGAUUAUGUCUGAGGUUUAGUCAAAAAAAGAAUCUUGGUUUUUAAAGUAAACGAUGUGUUUUUUUGCCUCACAUUAAUGAUUUUUUUUAUUUUUGGCACAUUUCCACUGUUAUGAAAUACAUUUAGGAAAAAAGAUAAUAGAAGUUGAAGGAUGAAACCAGUUUUGUAUGCAGCCAGUCUUGUGUUGUCCUGGUAACUAGUGACACUUCAUCAUAGCAGCAAAUGCUGACUACACAGAAGAUGAUGUCAUAUGUUAUUUGGUCAGAGAGAAAUAUUCCCUGAGAACAAUUUAAAAAUGUCAUUAUCAUCUCUCAGCCUUGACAUCCAUUGAAAGAAACUCCCUCACUCACUAUAAUGUCUCUGAAUACAAAGCUGCACUCAUCAGUCUUUCUUAUAUUACCAACAGGUGAUGUUUUAUCGUACUUCAGCUGUUUGCAAUGUUGAUCUGUAUCUGAUGGAUGUGUAUGUAGACAACUGUUUACCAGCAUGUUCACUGUAACACCUUUAUUAGGUCAGUGUUGUUUACAGCUUACUCAACUGCCAAUUAACCAAAAAAAAGAAUAUUUCUUUAUUUAAUCCAUGUUUUCUUUACUUCGCAAAAUGCAGAGAACAAGGAACCCUAAAAUACACAUUAAAGUAGAGGUUCAGCUCAUUACUCUUUAUAUCAGGACAAACUGAGGCACCCGCUGUUCUAGAAAUCUUCAAGGCUUGACAUCAGUCUGUUACACAUCAAAUUGUUGUUUUACCUCUAACAGUUCUCGCCUUAACCCCCAGUCCAUGCAAACAUCACCUUUAUCUUUUUUAAGAUUCUUUUUCUGACUUUAUUGAGAGGAGGGCGACAGUGUGCAGAUAAAAAAGAAAGAAAAUAUAGAGCAGAAUAUAGAAUAUAAGAAAUAGGAACUACACAAGGAAAUAUAACAGUUAAAUAACUACAUAUGACAUGAAAAAUGUUUGUCCGUCCUGUUUAAUGCAAAUCAUUUCAUGAUACACAUUCUCUAUGAUAAUAAAAACAGUA